CGAAGACAGUCCUUUUUUCAGCUAACAACAAAUUAUGGCCGUUCAUGAAAUUAAAAAUACGAUUCAUUGUAUUUUACCAAAUAUUUGGAAUUUACAGCUUUUAUGGCAGCAAUAUAAAUUAACAACAUAAAUCAGAAUGGACCACAUUCCCCGUCUAUCAGAGAUCCUGUAUUUUGGUCUGUGUGCUAAGAUUGGGACACCGACGGAAGUGACCAUCAGAAGGGACUUGAUGGACAUGGACGACAUGAUAAAGGAAAAUAUACAUACCGGUAAACAUAAAUGUAGAGGAAGACUAAUGUUAAGCGGUAGUAGAAGAGAAGGAUUCAGGUUUAAAACAUCUGACUGGGAUUACAUGUUGUGGACGUGUGACCGUUAUUUUUUGAUAAAUGACAUUUCUCAGUUGAGGGAUUAUGUUCCAUCAAAUCUUGACAUUGUUCUCAUGGAUGACACGGAUACACCACCUGGAUUUGUUAGACUACAGCUUCUUACACGUCCUAGAUACGCUUGCUUUUCACUAGUUCCUUUAAAUGAUCGGGUUUACAUUUCAAGCUUAUUCUGGAGGCAGCUAGCCCUUAAAAACUCUUCUAGAUCUAUAAAGUUUCAGAAUGUUCAUGAACAUGGUCCAUGUUGCAGUGGUUACCUGGAUGAAUCUACUGAAGUUGACACGGCGCUUUGUUUUGCCUGCAAAUAUUGGCCACGUGGUACAAAUCAUUGGACCGAAAGAUGCCUUAGACACAAAUGGCCUCCUGCAAGUGUGCUUAAAGAUAUCUUAAACGAUAAUUACCACUGUGUAGCUAUUGGAAGUAAAAGCUCUCCUAUUGCAUAUACGCUAGAUUGGAGGUUGUCCUUUUCUCUUGCCGAACAAAAACUAGUGUUCACUAUGAAUCAUACACAGUUUAUAUGCUAUGGACUCCUAAAAAUAUUUCUCAAAGACGUAAUCAAUAAGAACGUGGAAGAACCAUUACUGUGUUCUUACUUCAUGAAGACUACAAUGUUCUGGUUAAUACAGGUCGGACAUAUGAAUUGGAGUCCUAACAAUUUACUGGAAUGCUUUUGGAUGUGCUUUAAAUACCUCGUUCAGAGUGUAAACAGUGGCAAAUUUGCCAAUUUCUUUAUUCCACAGAACAAUAUGUUUAUGAACAAGGUUAUCGGCAUUGCACGUGAGUCUUUAUUAGAUCAACUUAACCAGUAUUACAGAAUGGGCUUACCCUGCCUUCUGCUUAGUCCUACACUCAAAUCUAUACUAGAGCCAGCCCUCAGCCGUCCAUGUAGUAUUCAAUUUACUGGAAAUGUAUGUUUCGAAAUUGGAUGUGCGUGUCAAGAUUUGUGUGCAGUGGAUAAUCUAAAAGAAAUUUUUGUAAAUAAAUAUUUUUUUAUUUUUAAAAUCUGUGGACACAUUGUUAAAUUCGUCACUGUCACCAUACAAAUCCUUAACAUUACAGUGGUGUACAGCUGAUGUUCUUGCAGUGACCGCUUUUGUGAUUGUAAAUUAUUCAUCACAUUCUAAAAAUAAACAAAUGUAUAAUUUGGGAAAAAUGCUGUGCAACAUGUUAAAAUUGUCGGCAGGGAUAGGUACCAUCUCCCAUUCACUGUAUUUAGCAUUCUAUUACUACAGGACAGGUAGAUACAAUAAAGCACUUGGUGUUUCUAAUCUGAUGAAACGAAGACUUUCAGAACACUUUAUUUUGUAUAACACCAAACCAGUAGACAGAAACAGAUAUAGUGAAGAAAUAAGUAAUUUGUCUUUGUCUAGAAAAAUGAA
This is a messenger RNA of Saccostrea cuccullata (small rock oyster), 1762 nucleotides long. RefSeq lists its product as uncharacterized. Bases 137 to 1456 code for a protein of 439 amino acids. NCBI's taxonomy places the organism in Eukaryota, Metazoa, Mollusca, Bivalvia, Ostreida, Ostreidae. The record is from RefSeq and is a predicted model, not a curated record. The transcript is spliced from 2 exons.